AUGUUGACAGGAUGGCGACUCGUUUUGUCAAAAUUGUUCAUAAUACCGCAGCGGUAUGUGUUGGCGAUCAUGGCUUUGCUGGCUGUGGCCAAUGCAUACACCAUGCGGGUGUGCCUGAACCUCGCCAUUACUCAAAUGGUCAGGAAAUCAUCUUCGGGCGAAGGUGGCCACUACGACCCUAAUGCUUGUCCGGACCUCAGAGUGACCGAACCGGCUUCCAACUCCAGCACUUUUGGAUACAGAGACGAUGGGCCUGUAUUAUUCGACUGGAGUGAAGCGACCCAAGGGUUGAUCCUAGGUUCUUUCUACUACGGAUAUAUAUUGACUCACAUCCCUGGAGGCAUGCUUGCGGAGAAGUUCGGAGGGAAGUGGGUACUGGGUCUUGGCCUGCUGUCAACAGCUAUCUGCACCAUCAUCACUCCGAUCACGGUGAAGAUGGGAGGAGCCCCAGCUCUGUUUGUCUUGAGAGUCAUUGAAGGUUUUGGAGAGGGUCCAACAAUGCCUGGGAUGAUGGCAAUGCUGUCUCGUUGGGCGCCAAAGGCUGAAAGAGCCAGAUUUGGUGCCAUAGUGUUCGGUGGCGCCCAGAUCGGGAACAUAGCUGGUUCUUACUUCUCCGGUCUGAUCAUGCACAAUGGAAGUUGGGAGGAUGUAUUCUACAUGUUCGGUGGUUUAGGACUUCUUUGGUUUGCCUUAUGGACUGUUCUAUGCUACAGUACGCCAAAUACUCACCCUUAUAUUUCGGAUAGUGAAAAGAAAUUCUUAAAUGAAAAUGUGGACUCUCUUAAGAGUCUUAACGAGAAUAAGUUGGAGCCUAUACCAUGGAAAGCAUUACUUCGAUCCGUGCCUCUUUGGGCCCUGAUUAUUGCUGGUAUUGGUCACGAUUGGGGAUACUUCACAAUGGUCACAGAUCUCCCUAAAUACAUGACAGACGUCCUCAAAUUCAAUAUCAAGUCUACUGGUAUUCUUUCUGCUCUUCCAUACGUGGCUAUGUGGGUAUCCUCCUUCUUCUUUGGGCUCGUCUGCGAUUUUUGCGUUAAAAGAAACAUCCACUCUAUUACGAAUGCAAGAAAAAUUUACACAACAAUUGCCGCCACCGGUCCCGGUAUUUGUAUCAUCUUGGCAUCAUACUCUGGUUGCGACACCACCCUCGCGGUUUUCUGGUUCGUUUUCGCCAUGACCCUCAUGGGUGCCUACUACAGUGGGAUGAAGAUCAAUCCAUUGGACAUCAGCCCAAAUUAUGCCGGCACCACAACUGCUAUGGUGAACGGCAUCGCUGCCAUCUCCGGCAUCUUAACGCCGUACUUGAUCGGCAUGGUAACCCCAGAUUCAACAUUGAAGCAGUGGAGGAUAGCGUUCUGGGUGUGCCUGGGGGUUCUGGUAGUGACUAACAUAGUCUACGUAAUAUUCGCCAAAGGAGAGCAACUUUGGUGGGACGACGUUAAGAAACACGGCUACCCUGAUAGUUGGAGACAUGGACCACUACCUUCGAGAUCGCCCGACGAAGAAGAUCAAAAAGAAGAAACAAAAGAGAAGAAGUGA
Messenger RNA from Chilo suppressalis (striped riceborer), 1539 nucleotides. NCBI's taxonomy places the organism in Eukaryota, Metazoa, Arthropoda, Insecta, Lepidoptera, Crambidae. The record is from the annotation of a GenBank genome assembly.